This is a messenger RNA of Alternaria atra, 1074 nucleotides long. RefSeq lists its product as uncharacterized. The transcript has a single exon. The record is from RefSeq and is a predicted model, not a curated record. The coding region runs from base 1 to 1074 and encodes 357 amino acids. Lineage: Eukaryota; Fungi; Ascomycota; Dothideomycetes; Pleosporales; Pleosporaceae.
AUGGGCAGCCUCGACUAUACCUCCCUUCAAAACAUCCCUAUUAGCUACGCAACAUGCUCGCUCGGAUCACCAUCAAACCCUCCACCUCUCCUUGACCGCCUAAAUGCCAUAGCCGCCGCAGGCUUCACCGCCGUCGAGCUUUCUUUCCCGGACAUCCUCUCCUAUGGCCAAACACUACUCGGCCAUGAAGUCGAACCGUCCAACUACGAUGAGCUGUGCAAAGUAGCGGGCGAGAUCAAAAAGGAGUGCGAUAAAAGGAACCUCGGGAUCAUGAUGUUGCAGCCGUUUGCCAACUACGAAGGCUGGCCCGAAGGUUCCGAUGGCCGCAAAGACGCCAUGGAGCGGGCCCGCGGCUGGGUCCGCAUCAUGCAGGCGUGCGGGACAGAUCUGCUGCAAGUCGGAUCGACGGAUUCACCACUCGAGAAGCUAGACAAAAGCAAAAUGGUCUCCGACCUCCAGGUUCUCUGCGACAUGCUCAAGGAACACAACUUCCGAUUGGCCUAUGAGAACUGGUGUUGGUCGACGCACGCGCCUGACUGGAAAGAUGUCUGGACCAUUGUCCAGCAGGUAGACCGUCCAAACAUCGGCCUUUGUCUUGAUACUUUCCAGACUGCUGGUGGAGAGUGGGGUGAUCCUAGGACGGCCUCUGGUCUGCGAGAAGAUGUAUCAAGAGACGAGAUGGAAAAGCGAUUCCACAAGAGCCUGGAGGAGCUGAGCUCCACCAUCCCCAAGGACAAGAUCUACCUCCUGCAAAUUAGCGAUGCCUACAAAGUCCCCCAAGCCUUCAAUGAUGAGCGUGACGAUGCAGGUUUGCUGCCUCGUGGACGAUGGAGUCACGACUUUAGACCUCUACCUUACAACGGAGGUUACCUACCGGUUGCUGACGUUGCGAGGGCAGUGCUCAAGACGGGAUUCAGAGGCUGGUUCAGCUACGAGGUUUUUGACGGAGGUGCAGAUGGCAAGGCUACGGAUGUUGACAUUAUGGCUUAUGCGCAUGCUGCCAAGAAUGUACAAGACAGGCUGCUGCAGGAGUGUGCUGGCCACAAGGUUCCGGAAGGGAUUGCAACAAGGUAG